Cydia pomonella (codling moth) is the source of this 3499-nucleotide messenger RNA. RefSeq lists its product as uncharacterized. Gene Ontology annotation, biological process: regulation of transcription by RNA polymerase II. Gene Ontology annotation, molecular function: DNA-binding transcription factor activity, RNA polymerase II-specific; RNA polymerase II cis-regulatory region sequence-specific DNA binding; protein dimerization activity. NCBI's taxonomy places the organism in Eukaryota, Metazoa, Arthropoda, Insecta, Lepidoptera, Tortricidae. The record is from RefSeq and is a predicted model, not a curated record. The transcript is spliced from 3 exons. Bases 26 to 769 code for a protein of 247 amino acids.
UUUGUACGCAGCGAACCAGAACGCAAUGGCGUCGGAUCAAGAAUCGUGCUCCGACGAGGAGCCAGAUAGCGAAAUGCUGAGCGACGACUUGUGUCUUCCAGAUAGCGACGAUGACCGACAGAACCUCCCUGUUCAGAGUUUGCACGAAGACCUACCGCCCCUCAACUCCUGCCUACUCCGGCCUCCUCGCAAACUAUUCACCAACUGCCGUGAACGCUGGCGUCAGCAGAACGUGAGUGGAGCCUUCGCUGAGCUCCGUCGUCUUGUGCCUACUCAUCCACCGGAUAAGAAACUCUCUAAGAAUGAGAUUCUCCGCAUGGCUAUUAGGUACAUCGGUCUCCUCUGCGAAGUCCUAGAAUGGCAGAAGAAUCACGGCCUCACCAACAAAGAGAACACCGCUCUUGCCAUCAAAUGCGAGUCCCCCCUCAGCCCGCAAACUCGCCGGCUACGCCUCAAGCGACCCUAUUUCGAGGACGACGGCCCCAGACCCAAGGUUUUCAUCGAAGAGGCUUCUAAAUACGGGAAUGAAGAGAAUGAGGAACGCAGAACACAACGCACCUUUACCUGCACGAAGACAGAGUACAUUUUUGGGAAAGACCAUCUCCGUGUGCUCCGGAACCAUUAUUAUUAUCCCCCAAGAUGGCGACAGAAUGUUCCGUUCAGGAAUUUAACGCCGGAUAAGAAUGGAAAUAAUUUGCUGAUGAUUGCGCCUCAGAAUGGGAAAGAGGAUAAGUUUAAGGAAAAAGAUGAUGGGAAGGAUGGCAAGUAGGAGGUUAGGUAGAGUUUUAAACCAAAAAUUUAGGUACGGUCAAUUUCAGUACCAUUUCGUUUUGUCACAGUGAGAAAUAGUAUUAGUUCCUUAGCAACUUUCAUUUCUUUUCAUCACAUUUGCUCGAAAAAGAUCUUAUUUCAUGCAGGUGUAAGGAUAAAGGCCUAUAUUGUUCCCGGGGGAGUUAUGGAUUGUGAAAAAAAACAAUUUAUUUUUCAAUUAUUUCACUUAUUCAUACUUACAAACCAAGUGGCACAAAUGAGUUUUACUUUUAGAAUACUGAUGUUUAUAAUUUGAUGUUUAUGAUUUGGUAUUUUUGAUGUUUAUGAUUGAUGUUUAUAAUUUAAUAUUUUUGUUUGUAUUAAUGUACCAGCCGUUUAAAAUAUUUUUACAUAAUUUUCAAUCGUGAAUACCGAAUAGGUCCGUGCCUUCGAUGCCUAACUUGUCAAGAAAUUACAAAAUGGCGGACGAAUGUUUGAUAUGUCACCGUAUUUAAGAAUUAUUUCACUUCAAAUUUAGUUUUUUCUUCGCAAGUGUGAUGAAAAACAUUGUGUCCGGGGGUAAGAAUAUUGCAAACUCGGGUCUUUAAUUACCACCCUCGAAUCCAAAAUCUCACUUAUUCCCCUUGUUGCGCAAUGUACUAUUGUCACUAUCACAAGAUACGAAAUGGUACUGAAAUAAAAAAAAAAAUGUACCCGUAAAAUGUUGAACGUAGAUUGUAUGUAACUCUACUGAGUAAUUUUAAAAUUGAUGUCAAUGUUACAUAUCGGUUAUUUUAAUAUUAUAAUUUUUCGUAAUUUGUAUCAAUAUUUUGUAACUAAGUAUAGAAUAAAAUGAACUUAUAAAUAAGUCAAGUGUACUGUGUAUGCUGAAAGUAUGUAACUUAACGAUGCAACUUUUAAAAGUAAUUUUCCCCAUUGGAGUAGACAGAUAUUCUUCUUCUUCUGGUGCCACGCCCAGUCUAAUGGGCGUCGGCGGUCAGCAUGGCAUUCAGCUCUCUGGUCUUCAAUCUCUCUCUCCAUUUAUUUCUAGGUCUACCUCUCCCUCUUUUCCCUCAUACUUUCCCUCGAUGAUUGUCUGCACUAAGUCAGACAGAUAUUAAAUAUAUAUUAUUUGUUUCAUGUAUACCAGUGGUUAUUAGAAUUUAAGGAUGACUCACUCUAGAACGGCCUGGGCUCGGACCGAAGCAUCAGAGACUUCCUUCCUCUUCCUUUGCUUUCUUAUCAAAAGCAUCACGUUUCCACAGAGACUAUAGAAGACGAAGUGUCGGAGGCCUUGUCAAACUCAGCAGUGGGGUUUUAUUUUCAAUUGCUGUGAUCUGUGUUAGGUUAAGAUAGUGAUUAUUGGUAGUUAGUUAAUUUCAAAUUAGUUUGCGCUUAAGGUACUGAUCAUAUGUCUAAGAUCAUCAUCAUUUGAGGCAUUACAACUUUAGCCUGGUUAAGCAAAUCUCUGCAGUCCGGUCUAUUCAUCGCUUUCUCCAACUUGUCACUCCUAAGAUUCUGAUAUGUUGGUAUACGCCGUCCGACCAUCUGAUCUUGGGCCUGCCUUUAUUUCUGCGGCUCCCGGGUCGACCUUCUAGAAGGCGUUUGGGUACUCUGGCCUAGUCCUUCCGUAAAAUGUGCCCUGCCCAUUGCAGGCAUCCAAUCUUUAUGGUGUUUAUGUCUAACUAAGUAUACAAAUUAAGUAAUUGCUGUAUCUUAUUGUUAGAUAAUUUUAUUUUCACAGCCAAGAUGUUCGAUCAGAUAACAUAUCAAUAAAUUAAUAUUUUUAAGUAGAUGAUCGUCUUAAACAUUAAGUAUACUUAAUAGGGUAUAGUAUCCAAUCAUUGACACUGAAAGAAGUACGAGCCAUUGCCAUGUAUUUUUGUAGUGCCUUAAGAGGCUGUCAACAUCCAAUGUCCUUGAAAUUGAUGUUACUUAAACAGUUUUUUAAGAAAGACUAUUUGUUUCAGUCAAGUAAGAAAAAUAUAUGUUCAUAUUAAUUAUAUUUCAAAGACCGUGGUUGUACUCGAUACAUGAUUGAACGAAAUCGGCUCGAUAGAAAAUAAUUGCAAAGAUUGGUCUUAAAAUCACAAUUAAACGGUUUUAUGUCUUUAUUGUUUUGACUUAUGGGUCUGCAAUUAAAAUCACAAUUUCAAAACAUUUAUAUCUAAACCGUGGUUGAGUAAAAUAUUACACUAAUAAUCCACUUUUUUUUAUUUAAAUAUUUUUCUUAUUAUUCCCUUGCCCAGGCCCAGUAACAUGCGACAGUGCUAUCUCAUUUACUCCGAUACAAAUAGACAGUGUGCGCGCUUUAGGUAUUGACAGCCUCUUAAGUCACUACUGGCUCAAAAGAAGAUCGAAAGCAUAGUACUUACAAAGAGUGGGGAAGUAAGUUAUCUUCAUACAAACGCACCGCGCGCAGCUUGUAUGUGUGCGCCAUAGUAUCUUUACGUCGCCGCACGCACACUCAAAUAUAAGCCCCGACUGGCGCACUGAGAAACAGGUCGAGAUUUUGUUUGAGUGUGCGUGCGUGCGUGCGAGCGAGGCAUAGAUACUAUGGCGCAAGCCGCAAGCGGUGCGUUUGUAUGAAGAUAACCUACUUCCCCACUCUUUGUACUAAGUCGAAAGUGACAACGGUUAGGGUGGCAAUCUAUAUCCUAUGUGUUUACAUUAUAAAUUACUUUUUGUGCAAAUUAGUUUCAAAUUAACCUAAUGUAAAAAAUGGAAAAUAUAAAUAUACAAACAAACA